AUAGCCCCUUAUAACGACAGCCCGGGACAUUUUCGCGAAGCGAGGAAUAACCCCCCCCCCCCCCAACACACCCAAAGAAAAAUCGUCGCCGUAAAAGAAAGAGAAGAAUUUCGCCUGAAAUUUCAUUCGCUUUCUCGACCGGCUACCUCUUCUCUCCCACAUCAUGACAACAUCAAGGCGCCUUGCAGACAGGAAAGUGUUGAAGUUCGAAAAGAACAUAACAAAGAGAGGAGCUGUUCCUGAAACAAGCACAAAAAAGGGGAAGGAUUAUCCUGUUGGCCCUAUGUUGCUUGGGUUCUUCGUUUUCGUUGUCAUUGGAUCAUCUCUCUUCCAGAUUAUCAGGACAGCGACCAGUGGAAGCAUGGCAUAAGGCUGCAUAUAGCCCGUGUUAAAAAAAAUGCAGAAGAGACUUGUUAUGUUCUUUUUCUAUAAGUUUUGUAGCGAACUGAUGAUAUAAUAUGUUUACUAGAUAUGCGUUGUAACUCAUGUUGUGAAGAUUUCAAAAAUUGAAUAAGACCUCCCUUUCGUGUCUUUUUCUAUUUUA
Messenger RNA from Gossypium raimondii (Peruvian cotton), 544 nucleotides. RefSeq lists its product as uncharacterized. Bases 164 to 370 code for a protein of 68 amino acids. Gene Ontology annotation, biological process: endoplasmic reticulum unfolded protein response. The record is from RefSeq and is a predicted model, not a curated record. The transcript is spliced from 3 exons. NCBI's taxonomy places the organism in Eukaryota, Viridiplantae, Streptophyta, Magnoliopsida, Malvales, Malvaceae. Gene Ontology annotation, cellular component: endoplasmic reticulum.